This is a messenger RNA of Copidosoma floridanum, 2895 nucleotides long. RefSeq lists its product as uncharacterized. The record is from RefSeq and is a predicted model, not a curated record. Lineage: Eukaryota; Metazoa; Arthropoda; Insecta; Hymenoptera; Encyrtidae.
AUGGUGCCCGUUGCCGCCGCUUUGGGCAGCCCGACGGCUCUACAUCAUCAAACCGAGCUUCCGACCGCCCUCGUUCAUCUGAGUGGUCCUCCUGGUCGUCGAGUUCCGGCCCGAGCGCUGAUCGAUGCGUGCUCCGAGGUUACCGUCAUCUCUGCGACUCUCGCGCGCCUGGUCGGCGCACGACUAGAAACCAUCGAAGCCAGCAUUUCCGGCGUCGGUGGCGAGUCCGCUGUCCGGUCCAGAGUCCGGGCCCAUCUCCGCCUCGAGCUUCCAGGGCCCGCACCACCGGUCACGCUGACAGCGCUGUGUUUGCUCAGGCUUGGCCUGGUAUACCCCUCCACCCCGCUGCACCCGGAGGCAAUCCGGCAGUGGGCUGACUGCGAGGGCCUCGCCGAUUCUUCGUUUGGCACGCCACAACGCGUUGACCUCCUCAUCGGCGCCGACUACUACCACUUGCUGCUACGACCCGGCUACACUCAACGAGGAGAAAUCGUCGGGCAGCUCACAGUCUUCGGCUGGGUAUUGGCAGGCCGUGCUGUCGGGCUCGCUCCAGGUACGUCAGCCGUCUGUGCAGCUGCCCAAUCCGACGUGGCUCCGCCUUGGCACAACGAGCUAACCGCUCUGCUACAGUGGUUCUGGGAGAUGGAGGAUCUUCCUCAGGCUCACCGCCGCUCAGAUGAGGACAUCGAGUGCGAGCGUGCUUUCGCAGACCACCGACGCGCCACGGACGGACGGUACAUCGUGCGCCUCCCGCUGAAGGGCAGCGGUUCGCUUCUUCUUGGCGACAGUCUUCAGAGCGCCAAGGCCUCCUUGGCAGCCCUGCAACGCUGGCUUCGGCGAAGCCCCGAUAUGGCUGUGGAGUAUAGUCGAUUUAUGGCUGACUAUCUCGCGAUGGGCCACAUGCGCCCGCUCACCAGCGCUGAGCUUGCAGCUACAGCUGGGCCUGUCAACUACAUCCAUCAUCAUGGCAUCUGGCAGCAUGCUGAUCGCGGGCGCAAGCUCCGAGUAGUCUUCAACGCGUCCAACCCGACUUCCAGUGGCCACAGCUUGAAUGACGUCCUCCACGCUGGACCCAGACUCCCAGCCGCGCUCCCAUCGGUGAUCAUGCGCUGGCGGCGGCACCGCAUUGCCUUCUGCAGCGACAUCCGCAUGAUGUUCCGGCAGAUUUGGAUCGACUACCGUGACGUCAACCUGCAGCGGAUCGUCUGGGCUGCCGAUCCCAGCCAGCCUCCAACCCACUACCAGCUGCUCACUGUGACUUACGGCGAAUCGUGCUCGCCUUACCUGUCGCUGCGUACCCUCCAACAGCUAUGCCAGGACGAAGGCCACAACUGGCCCGAAGCUGUGUCAGCCGCCCUGUGUGACCGCUACGCCGACGACUUUCUCUCCGGGGCCGACGACGUCACCGCGGCUCGGCGCCUCCGCGACCAGCUGAGCGGGCUCAUGAAGGCCGGCGGCUUUCCCCUGCGGAAGUGGGUGGCCAAUGUCCGCGAGCUGCUCGACGAUCUGCCUGACGACGUCCGCUUACGUCCGACCUGGGAGCAGCUCAGCGCUGAAGGCCUCGUCAGCGAGCUCGGGGUCAAGUGGGAUCCACCGUCGGACUGCUUUCAGUUGACGCCUCCACCACUCCAGCCGCAGAGCACAAAGCGGACGAUGCUCGCGGCGCUCGCGGGUCUGUUCGACCCAUGCGGCUGGCUCGCGCCGAUCGUGUUGAAUGCCAAGCUCUUGCUCCAGGAUCUCUGGCGCGCCAGACUGGGCUGGGACGAGCCUGCGCCGAUCUCAAUGACUCGCCGAUGGGCGGAAUUUACCGCCGAGCUCCAGGCCAUCUCCACCUUCACCUUACCGCGCUGGAUCGGAGUUGGGCCUUCUUCCGAGCUUCACCUGCACGGCUUUUCGGACGCCAGUCGCCGCGCGAUGGCAGCCGUCAUCUACUCUCGCCUCGCGCCCGGGGCUGGGCCGGCGCUCUGCCACAUUCUUCUGGCUCGGACGAAGCUCUCGCCGAUUCGCUCGCUCAAGCCGGCACCAGAGACAUCCGCGCGCAUGACGAUUCCGCGCCUCGAGCUCCGCACCGCACUGAUUGCCGCCAAGCUCCUGCGGACCGCUGCCGACGAGCUACGCGUACCUGUCGACCGCUGUCACGCAUGGUGCGACUCACAGAUCGUUCUGCACUGGCUGCGUUCCGACAGGCCAACCAACAACGUGCUGAUCGACAACUAUGUCGCCCAAAUCCAGGAAAUGCUGCCUUCGAGUGUCUGGCGAUACGUGCCGACCCAGUCAAAUCCAGCCGACCUCGCGACCAGAGGUGCCGACAUGACCGGCCUUCGCUCGCAGCGCACUUGGUGGGAGGGCCCCGCUUGGCUCGCUGAGGACGUCGACUCGUGGCCCCUAGACCCGCUCCCCGCACCGAACCAGCAUUCAUCCAUCUGCUGCGUAGUGCAGCAGCUCGACGCCAGCUACCUCGAGCAAUUCUCCAACUUACGCAUGCUACUAAGCUUCCUUGUACGCAUUCGUCGAUUCGUCUGGAGCCGCUUGGGCAGGGGCCCCAUGCUUUCGGUCGCUUCACCUCUUACGCCGACCGAACUCCACGACGCUUUUCUUGCAUGUGUACGCCUCAGCCAGGAGAAAUCAUUUUCGGACGACCUCCAGUGUCUUCGACGGGGCGAACGUCUGCGGAACACGAACCCCUUGGUACCGUUAGCAGCCUUCCUCGAUGACGACGGGAUUCUGCGCGUCGGCGGGCUGCUAGAGCAUUCACCGCUGACCUACGAGGACUGGCACCCGCCAAUUCUCAGCGGCGCCUCUUCCCUCGCUUCCAUGGUCAUCGUCUGGGCGCACUCUCGGGCGCUGCACGGUGGAUACCGUGUCACCAGUGCCUCCGUCUGUAAGCGCGCUUAG